AUUCCCUUAAUUAGUAUUACAACAAUAAUUUAUAUCAUCAUUAUAUUAAUUCUCAAACAACAAAAGAAUACUUAAAUAUAUGAUUUUCUCGAUAGAUGGUAGUUAUUUCCAAGAUCCUACCAUAUAAAUUCAACUUUGGACUUAAAAUGAAAAUGAACCCAUAAAAUCAACUUCUCUCUCCCCUAAUUCAUCUCCACCAAACACAUUAUAAGGGAGAAAGAAAUUACUUGGAGGGAAUCACCUUUCUUUCUCCACAUCGGAGCCAAAAACUGUUUUUCACUUUUUCACGGUUCUCUCUGUUUCACUCCGCCGCACCACCACCACCGCCGCCGCCAAUUCUCUACACCGCCUCUUCCCUCACCAAUUUUUCACCGCAAUUUCGUCUCACUAUUUCUACUUCACACGUCAAAUCAAAGUAAACCACACAAAAACCCUUACCUGAAACCAAAAUGCACGGUAGACCUCGCAAACCGUUGAAAGAAGAAGACGAAUCAGUUUUAUCAGCCAAAGCUGAAAAGCUUCGUUUACUUCAAUCUCAGUUCCUCGCCAAUCACCAAAAUCGCAUAUAUAGCAAAGAAGCAUUAGAUUUGAGCGCGAAGCUUCUAGAAAAUAAUCCAGAAUGUUACACAGCUUGGAAUUACAGAAAACUCGCUGUUCAACACAAUCUCUCUCAAUCUGAUUCCGAUUCCGUUGCGUCUCUCUUCGAUCAGGAGCUCAAAUUGGUUGAAAAUGCGUUGAGGAAGAAUUUUAAGUCCUACGGUGCUUGGCAUCAUAGAAAAUGGGUGCUCAGCAAGGGGCAUUCAUCCAUAGAUCACGAAAUGCGGCUUUUGAAUGGUUUUCAGAAGGCCGAUCCGCGGAAUUUUCACGCAUGGAAUUACCGGAGGUUUGUUACUGAUCUAAUGAAAAGAUCAGAUGAGGAUGAGUUGAAAUACACGGAGGAAGUGAUAGGGGAAAAUUUUAGUAAUUACUCUGCGUGGCAUAAUAGGAGUGCAAUUUUAUCUAAUUUACUUAAAAGAAAGGCUGAAGGAUUUUCACACAAAGAAAAGGUUUUGCAAGAGGAGUAUGAACAUGUCCGCAAUGCUAUUUUUACUGACCCAGAUGAUCAGAGUGGUUGGUUUUAUCAUCUUUGGCUUAUUGAUCAAACCGUGAAAAAUGGUGCUCCUCUACUUGUUUCAUCUUGGCCAUCUCGUGGAUCUACUAUAACACUGAAUGGACAUGGAAACAACCGUCUUCAUGGUUUGUCUCUGUUGAAUAGUACACUAUCAGGCACUACAACACUUCCCAUCAUUCUAUAUUUUAAUCAAGCCGUUGAAGGCAUCAACUCGUCCACAGUGGCCGUUAAAUCUGAAAUAUUGAAAGAGGAUCUUGUUUGGAAACCACUUUCAGUAAACAACUCGAGUACUGCUCAAGUUUGGGUUGUGUACCUAAAACUUGGAAAUAUGGAGCUCCAACUAUCGAAAACCUACUCUAUAGAGAUCACCAUUGGAUAUUCUGCGGGUAUUGUAUCUUCAAAUGGAUAUCAUUAUGGGGACCCUUCCCAAAUUGCUUUUGAAUUGUGUGUACAGACUGCUCAUACAGAACCUGUUGAAGGGCAAUAUCCAAAGUUGACUUCGUGGAAGGAUAGUGAUUUCCAAAAAAUUGAUCAUUUUGAAGAAUCAAACUUCGUUACAUCUACUGAUCACCACAUUCCAACAACUUCCAAUUGGUGCAGGGAGGCAAUUGAUGAAGAAAUAACAAAUUAUCAGGAUUUGUUGUCAGACUGUAAAAUUGGAAAGCUUACACUUGCAAGACUUUUGACUGCUCUUGAUUCGUUAUCACCUGAACAUGAUAAAAGAAAAAAGCACACCGACGAAAUUCUUAAACUUUACACUGAACUGAUGAAGUUGGAUCCAACACAUUCUCUAUACUACAAGGAUGAGCAUAGUCUGGUAUUACUUCAGCAGAUAACUUCAUCUGAAGAGUCUUUACUACCACAUUGCCACUACUAUAAAGAUGCAACGGAAACAAAUACUAGUUAUGUCUGUCUACGAUUACAAAAUCUAUCGUUGUCACGGAUGGGGUCCAUCAAGAAUUUACUAUGGGUGCAAAUGCUAGAUCUUAGCCACAAUGAACUUCGAUCAAUUGAAGGGUUGGAGGCCAUGCAACUUCUAUCUUGCUUAAAUCUGAGUCAUAAUAAACUUGGUAGUUUUACUGCUUUGGGGCCUCUCAGAUCGCUCAAGUCACUUAAAGUGUUGAAUAUCUCUCACAAUGAGCUAGGCUCUCACUCUAUUGACACAAGAAGAUAUCUCUGCUCUUCUCCUUUAGCACAUACUGAAGUAUUUGCCUGGGACCGUUUUGAAAUCCUUUGCGGCAGUUACAGUGCCACAAAGUUUUGGGAAGCUUUCUUGAUCUUUGAAAGCUUGAACUUGACAGAUUUGAACAUUACAGGAAAUGCAGUUGCAGACGAGAACUUCACUUCAUUUAUCGUCAAAGUUUUGCCUACACUAAAGUACCUAAAUGAUGAAGAGUUAUAAUGACUUUUCCAGGCCUUUAAGGAUACAGGUUUUUGCUUCUGGUAUAAAGAAAAGAUAUACUUUAUAGAGAAGAUGGUUCAUAGCAUGUUUGUUAUGGCGGUGAACUCGACACUGCCUUGCGUUUAAAGAGGAACUUAUAUUAAUAGCUUCACAAAAUCAUGCUAAAAUUGGCAUUGAGACACGAGAAUGUUAAUUUGAACGUUGAACCAGACAAUAAAUCGCUCAUUGUGUUACAACCUUGUUUCGAUAAAGGUCAUUUCUUUAACUGCAUUACUUUCAGUCAUUGUUGUAUGAUUGUAUCACAGGUGCUGGAUUGAUAGUAUGAUUACACAUGUAAAAGUCAGUAACAUUUUUUACUCAGUAUUAACACUGAAUUAUGUCUCUAAUGAGUGAUAUUACCCUUUAUUUAAAUCUCAUUACCAUAU
This is a messenger RNA of Trifolium pratense (red clover), 2938 nucleotides long. RefSeq names its product geranylgeranyl transferase type-2 subunit alpha 1. The record is from RefSeq and is a predicted model, not a curated record. Gene Ontology annotation, molecular function: protein binding; Rab geranylgeranyltransferase activity. Gene Ontology annotation, cellular component: cytoplasm; Rab-protein geranylgeranyltransferase complex. The coding region runs from base 450 to 2513 and encodes 687 amino acids. Lineage: Eukaryota; Viridiplantae; Streptophyta; Magnoliopsida; Fabales; Fabaceae. Gene Ontology annotation, biological process: protein geranylgeranylation. The transcript has 8 exons.